AAUAAACAGAUAAGGACAAGUUCUUUUUUCUCUAUUUUUUUGCGCGUUAUAUGCCAAUUCUCUUAUUUCUUCUUCUGUAGAAAAAAGGAAAAAUCAACUCACUUUGGAUCACCAAAAUUUUUCAACAUCAAAGAAAAUAGAUUCCAAUUUAUCCUUGUUUUAUUCACUCGUCGGUCCGAUCCCGGUUUAAGCCUUUCAAUUUAACCCCUCAUUUCUAGGGUUUCUUUUUUUCCUCUCUGUUUCUACUGUUUCUCGCUGGAGUUCGUUGGUUUAUUUUGGUGAAUUGGAAUCGUUAAGAGAGAAGGAUUGUGAUUCUAGGGUUUCUUUUUAAAUGAGUGAGUGAGUUGUGUUUUUCUGACUAUGGCUACCAUGCAUAGAGUUGUACAGUCCAGUGUGAGUACGAGCGACGCUACCACUACCAGCUACGACGGCUUGACGUCAUGCAAAGCAGCGGAUAUUGUGAUCUCUGAUCAGUUCCCGGCUGGGUUGAGGGUUCUAGUUGUGGACGAUGACAUUACCUGCUUAAAAAUCCUCGAGCAGAUGCUUCACCGUUGCCGCUAUCACGUUACUACUUGUCCCCAAGCCAAAGUUGCUCUGAACCUUUUACGGGAGAGAAAAGGGUGUUUUGAUGUGAUACUAAGUGAUGUUUAUAUGCCAGAUAUGGAUGGUUAUAAACUCCUCGAACAUGUUGGGCUUGAAAUGGAUCUUCCAGUAAUUAUGAUGUCGGCUGAUGGGAGCACACGUGCUGUUAUGAAGGGAAUUAGACAUGGGGCUUGUGAUUAUUUGAUUAAGCCCAUACGUGAGGAAGAAUUAAAGAAUAUAUGGCAGCAUGUUGUGAGGAAGAAAUGGAAUGAGAAUAAGGAGCUAGAACAUUCAGGAAGCUUAGAUGAUACUGAUCAGCAUAAACAAAGGCAUGAUGAUGCUGAAUAUGCUUCUUCCGUCAAUGAUGCAACAGAGACAUCAUUGAAACCUCUGAAAAAGAGGAGCAAUUCAAAAGAAGAGGAUGAUGGUGAAAUUGACAAUGAUGAUCCAUCCACAUCAAAGAAACCACGUGUUGUUUGGUCAGUGGAACUGCACCAACAAUUUGUCAGUGCUGUAAACCAGCUAGGGAUUGAUAAGGCUGUUCCCAAGAGAAUUCUUGAGCUGAUGAAUGUACCUGGUUUAACUAGAGAAAAUGUUGCCAGCCAUUUGCAGAAAUUCAGACUAUACUUGAAAAGAAUAAGUGGAGUGGCUCAACAAGGUGGUAUUGCUAAUCCACUUUGUGGGCCAGUAGAAGCAAAUGUUAAAAUUGGUUCACUUGGAAGUUUUAACAUCCAAGCAUUGGCUGCCUCUGGACAAAUUCCUCCACAAACCUUAGCAGCUCUCCAUGCUGAGCUCUUAGGUCGAUCUGCUGGCAAUUUAGUUGUGGCUACGGACCAGCCAGCACUUCUUCAAGCAACCCCUCAAGGGCCCAAGUGUAUUCAAGUUGAUCAUGGAGUCGCAUUUGUUCAACAUUCAGUAAAAAGCGAAUCCAGUAGCUCCAAACACUUCUCACAAUCCUUUGCACCUGUUGAAGAUGUUGCUUCAGGGUUCAGAUCAUGGCCCUCUAAUAACAUUGGUACGGCAGGACCCAGUAAUAGUGGAGGGUUAAGUUCUCAGAAUGGUAACAUGCUUAUUGAUUUGUUGCAACAACAGCAACAACUCCAGAAACCACAGCAGCGAUCUACUGUUUCUGAGCUGCGCCGCUCAAUCAAUGUGCAGCCUUCUUGCCAUGUUGUACCCUCUCAGUCAUCUGCUAGUUUUCGAGCAGGAAAUAGUCCCGUUUCUGUGACCCAAAAUGGCAGCUAUAGCAGGACUGCUGUUAUUGAUUACAGUCUUCUUUCAUCUCAAUCAAAUUGUCCUUCAUUGAAUAUUGGGCAAGUAUCAGAUGUGAAUCUCCAAACUACAGGCGUUCUUAGUGGUUACAUACCCCCUGCUUCUGUUUCUCCAUCUGUUUCAUCUUGCUCAGUAAAUGCUGACAAUUGUGCUAGUCAGCAAGUUCAAACUUCAAGCAUGACAUUUAAAGCAUCCAGGCGUUUGCCAGGAUUUGUCCAUAGCACGAGUAAUAUCCCGGAUCCUUAUGGUUCUACUAAGUCUGGGGAUUUGCUCAAUCAAGAACCUUUUAAUAAUCUUGGAUAUAUUAAUAAAGGAACUUGCCUUCCAGCCAAGUUUGCUGUUGAUGAAUUUCAAUCACAUUUGAGCAGCUCUAGCCAUGGAAAGGUUUUUAGUGAGAACAUUGGUACCAGAGUGAAGCAGGAGCCUAGUAUGGAGUUUGGGGAUAAUGCAAAAGUGGGAAUCCCAAUGCUACAACAAUUUCCUCCAAAUGAUCUCAUGAGUGUUUUCACCGAAUAGGCUUGCAUUGUGUGGUGAGGAAUACCUUUCUUAGUUCUCUGUGUUGUUGGAGCUUAUUAUGCAGAAGCAGGUGUUGAGAAAGUUUCAAAUUGAAGUCUUAUUUUUUACUAUAGAAAGUAAAUCCGGUGAAGCUACUUGGUAUAUGGAAUUCCAAAAUAGUAGGAACUUAAUUCUGCUCUCUUUUGUACAUUUGGGGCAAUGGCGUAGGCUUUACUCAUGUCUAGCCGCUAUCUUUAUGUCGUAAUUAGUCUUAAGGAAAAAUAAGCUGUGUAGGAUAAUAGCUUGAAUUUAGGUCUCUUGCCAACAUAAUUGCGCGGAGUACUUGGGUAGUGAUGUUAGAGUUAUCAUUUAAUUUAAUACUCAAAUGAGUCUGUGUAUUUUUGCACAUUUUUUAUACUCUUUAGUCUCUUUAUCUCGUAAUACUGUUAAUAUACUAAUUAUUCAUGGUUGGGCGAGUACCCGGCAUUUAGUUCA
This is a messenger RNA of Gossypium raimondii (Peruvian cotton), 2844 nucleotides long. RefSeq names its product two-component response regulator ORR21. The transcript is spliced from 6 exons. Gene Ontology annotation, biological process: cytokinin-activated signaling pathway; phosphorelay signal transduction system. NCBI's taxonomy places the organism in Eukaryota, Viridiplantae, Streptophyta, Magnoliopsida, Malvales, Malvaceae. The coding region runs from base 361 to 2370 and encodes 669 amino acids. The record is from RefSeq and is a predicted model, not a curated record. Gene Ontology annotation, molecular function: DNA-binding transcription factor activity; DNA binding.